Molecule: messenger RNA, 891 nt
Organism: Ostreococcus tauri
Lineage: Eukaryota; Viridiplantae; Chlorophyta; Mamiellophyceae; Mamiellales; Bathycoccaceae
Product: Rossmann-like alpha/beta/alpha sandwich fold
Exons: 1
Coding region: 1-891 (296 amino acids)
Biological process (GO): coenzyme A biosynthetic process
Molecular function (GO): dephospho-CoA kinase activity
Source: RefSeq, a predicted model, not a curated record
AUGCGCGCUCGGACGAACGACGACGCGAACGCAUCGCGCGUGCGCAUUGAUUGGGACGUCGAGGAGGAGUCGACGAGCGCGGAGACGCUGGCGCGAGCGAUUGAGCGCGGCGCGCGCGUCGCGCUGAGCGCGAGCGACGGAUUCCGACGCGCGGAGACGAUUUGGAAGGUGUACGACGUCGUCGGGGGCAUCGGAGACGGUCGAGGGGACGUCAUUUUGACGCACGUCGCGACUGGUGCGUCGCGCGGUGACUUGGAGUCGGUCGAGCGGUCGAGCGGGACGUCGGGCGCGGACGCCGCGGUCGUCGAGGCGGGACGUCGGGCGCGCGACAGGGCGCUCGCGUGGGCGUCGAUGCGGUCGGAGAGCGAGCGCGCCACGACCUCAUAUGAUUUUACGUCGAACGGGACGAGAAAACACGUGAGUGUGGGCGGGACGUUCGAUCGUUUACACGCGGGACACCGCGCGCUGCUCGCGACGGCGAUGCGACUCGUCGAGCCAAACGGAACCUUAUACGUCGGCGUCACGAGUGAGGCUCUGCUGAGGAACAAGAAAUACGGCGAGCUCUUGGAAGCAUAUGAAGAUCGCGCCGACGCCGUGCGCGCCUUCUUGCUCGAGUGUCGAGAUUUGUCGUCUCCCGUGGACGUGCGCAUCGGACCGCUCGACGAGGGACCGCCGCUUGCGGCGACCGUCCGCGAGAUGUCCGCCCUCGUCGUCAGUCGUGAGACCAUCGUCGGCGCGGAAGCUCUAAACGACAUGCGCGUCGAAGCCGGAUUCGAUCCCCUGGACAUCAUCGUCGUCGAUCUCAUCGGCGCGAGCGCGUCCGGCGACGGAACCAAACUCUCGAGCACGGCGCUUCGCGCCGCGGACGCCGCAAAGAACCGACCAACCUAG